Colletotrichum truncatum is the source of this 651-nucleotide messenger RNA. RefSeq names its product DNA-directed RNA polymerase II subunit Rpb1. Lineage: Eukaryota; Fungi; Ascomycota; Sordariomycetes; Glomerellales; Glomerellaceae. The record is from RefSeq and is a predicted model, not a curated record. Gene Ontology annotation, cellular component: nucleolus.
AUGGAUGCGCACGCCCUUCUCUCGUCGCAAGGGUGGCGCGGCAAAGGCCAUUCUCUUCACGCGACGGACGAUUCGAUAGGCCUAGCGAAACCGCUCCUUCUAAAUCGCAAGGAUAACACAAAGGGCUUGGGAACGAAAGCGCAUUUCACGAGCGAUACAUGGUGGAUGAAUGCGUUUGACGAGCAGCUCCAAGGCCUGGACACUUCGAAGAAGGGACGGGUCACACAGACAGUUACACAGGGGCGUUUGAACCAGAUUGAAAAGGUUUCUGGCGGGAAGUGGAUGCUUUACGCGAGCUUCGUGAGAGGCGGAUUCUUAGAGGGAACGAUCAAGUCCCAGGAUAAGACAGAAGAAAGCGGUGCUUCUACACCCGAGUCUGAAGAGACGAGCAGCGACAGCGAUAGAGGGGUGAAGAUUAAGGAGAGAAAGGAGAGGGGGGAGACGAAGGAGGAGAGAAGAGCUAGGAAAGCGGCCAAAAAGGCAAGGAAAGAAGCCAGGGAUACAAGGAGAAGAGAGAGGCUUGCGAAGAGAGCGAAGAGGGCCGAUAAGGGCACAGAGAAGAAGGAGUCGAAAGAGGAGAAAAGGACAAGGAGGGAGGCUAAGAAGGCGAAGAGGGAAGCAAGAAAGGCUGGGAAAGGGGCUUCUGGGUGA